GGUAUAUAAAGGGAGCAGGCUGGUUUUGAUUUUUUGAUUUAUUUCAAUUUAUAUCCUUGAAAUAAUGAGGGUCGAAUAUACAUAAGUUGAACUUUUGUUACACAUACUUACUAAAAUUUAGAAAGCCAAAUUUGCAUUUAUGCUAAUUUGGAUAGUAUUGAAGGAUCCCUCUUAUAAAAGAAUGCAGACAGAAUUAAGAGAUGCAUCAAUAAGUUACAGUUCAUUACUUUCUUUUCCAAAGAAAUCCUCAAUUCAGAUAAGCGAUGAUUAUCAUCGUGACCCUCUACUCGCCCCUAAGAAGUUGUCAACUGACUCAUUUAAUUUUUAUCACUAUUACAAUUCUGGUGCAGUAGAAAACAGUCGACGUCCCGGGUGGGGGAGUGGUCCUCGCAAAGUGUUCACGUUUUGCGUCCUCUCCGUAUUUCUCCCCUGUGUCCUAGUCUCGGUAUGUCUUUUCAUGCGAUUCGUCGUCCAUGGUUCGUCGCUGUAUCAUUUGGCUCCAUCAGAUAUGAGAAUAUUGGAUCAACGCAUUUCCACCAUUUGGUGUCAGAGCGAAAGUGUCAAAGGUAACACUACCUUCACAGCCUAUCUCACGGAUGGAGAACCAGAAAUGUUCAAGUCUCCAGAAACUGUCGUAGUUGAGAGAAAUGUCAUAAUUCCUGACGAUCAUAAGGAAUAUUGGGGAUUCUACCUUCUCCAAGGGUCAACUUUUCGGGUCCACACUUGUGCAAGAUUUAAGGGAGGCACACUGCUCAUCGUACAAGGAAGGAACCAUUUAGAACAUUGUGCCUACAUUGGCGAAGCCGACUCUGCUGGAAACUCUGACGAAUUCUCAUCGUCCAAUAGUGUCGAAAUCAAUAAACCAUCCACCAACUCUACUUCUGGCAGUAGAGAAGAAAUGGGUGCAAUCUUGUCAAAAAUUCGCCAAUUUAUACGAUCACGUCCAAAUAAUUAUGGCAAAUUAAAGAAGAAUUUGGCAGAUUGGAUGCUUGUUGACGAUGAAGUUGUUGAGGACGAUUACAAUAGUACAAUGAAUGCGUCCUUAGAAGAAGAAACCACAUCGUCAUCUCCACCAGUAGAACAAGAUUUUGCUCAAAUAACUAAUACAACUCAGACACAUAACGAGUCGUCCAUCGUAGUUGAACACGGCACGGUACUUCGACACCGACGCGGUACAGCAGAGAUUCGAAAAAUCUCAGAAUCUGGAGAAAAUGGUGCCUUCGAAGAAAUCGACAGCGUUCGUCCCGACCCAAAGUCGUCCUCGCAUCCGCAUCCUAGUCAUAAUCAGCAAACUUCGUCUUCAAUCUGGUCUCAAGAACAUGGGGACGAACACGGAGUUUUAAAUGACCACGUUAAUCCAAACGAUGGAUCAAAUUCGGAAUCUGAGUCGAGUUGGUCGAGCAGCGAGGAAGCAAUGGCCAAGUGCGAAGGCGUCGUGGCAAACUUUCCCCUCAAAGCAAACGAUAGCUGCGGACUUGACGACGAUCUUUGGAGCAUUGAUUCUCCCCCGUUUUACGAAGGUUACGUUAACACGAGUGGAUAUUAUUAUUUUAUUUUUGGCUCAGAAAAUGAAAAACGGGACAACAUUAUCAAGAUGAAGUUUGAAUUGGAGAAAUUCGUCUACCAUUUACCACCACCUAUUGAAAACUGUACUGGAGUUAAAGACUGUCACGUUAAUUUUACUUUCGCCUCGAACGAGAAGUUGGUGAUCACCGUGCCACAACCCACAGUAAAUUUAGAGUCAGCAUGGAAUGAUAUUUACGUCGCGGAAUCAGAUUGUCGUCCUAGGACGGCUGUAUAUCUACUUUUUGUAAUACUUGUUCCAAUCGUAAUACUCAUGUGCGCAUUUCAAUAAAUUAGGUUACCCGGUUUUUACAAUACGGGUUUUAACUUUAUAAUAAGACAAAUGGAAUGUAAAUGUACAUACAUCAAUGUAAAUUACUUAUAACAUAAUUUGCUUAUUGUUUGUUUUACUAGGAUAAAAAUUUGUGAUUAAUCGUUGUGUUGUUAAAAUUGUCAAUUUAAUUUAAACUUUUUUCUUAACUUUACACACAGUUUUAAUUAUAUUUAUCAAAACUGGAAAUUUAUACUCACUUGUGUACAUUUUACAAGAAGAUUAUGAUCCAUGUAUAAACACUUUCAUGUCAGUAAUAAAGUCAAGCUUAUGUACAUAAUUACAUAAAUUACAUACAAAA
Messenger RNA from Folsomia candida, 2195 nucleotides. RefSeq lists its product as uncharacterized. Bases 140 to 1855 code for a protein of 571 amino acids. Lineage: Eukaryota; Metazoa; Arthropoda; Collembola; Entomobryomorpha; Isotomidae. The transcript is spliced from 7 exons. The record is from RefSeq and is a predicted model, not a curated record.